This is a messenger RNA of Pseudogymnoascus destructans, 4170 nucleotides long. RefSeq lists its product as uncharacterized. NCBI's taxonomy places the organism in Eukaryota, Fungi, Ascomycota, Leotiomycetes, Thelebolales, Thelebolaceae. The transcript is spliced from 2 exons. The record is from RefSeq and is a predicted model, not a curated record. Gene Ontology annotation, molecular function: protein binding; tRNA binding. Gene Ontology annotation, biological process: tRNA wobble base 5-methoxycarbonylmethyl-2-thiouridinylation. Gene Ontology annotation, cellular component: elongator holoenzyme complex; cytosol. The coding region runs from base 164 to 4099 and encodes 1311 amino acids.
AACGGUUACAGCCUUCAAAUCCAGGCCACAAAUCUGUCGACGUUCUAGCCAUGUCCUUGAAAAUUGACGAUAGGCGAUAAACGAUAAAGAUGACCUCGUCAAAAAGUUUGAUAUUGCCACUCUACACCGUGGAUCCUCCGUGUAGCACGUGAGGCUUGUGAAGAUGCGCAAUCUAAGUAAUAUCAAGUAUGAGACUUGGAGGAGUCCCGAUGAGUUUUCAGUAAGGAGCAUUGCGGCGACGGCGUGGGAUACAAGUUCCGACAGCGCGAUUGUGGCAUAUGGGCCAAGCGAACAUGAUACCCUUGUCGAGCUGGUCAGAGUAAACAAGAAGGGAACCAAAAAUGAACAUAAUGUCAUUACUUCCUGGGACGCACCAUGCCCAAACCCUGACCUGGCGUGUGAUGAGAUCCUAUCCUUAUAUUACUUUGGGGACUCGCAGACAGCAUGUCUCGUCUUAGCUGGCGGCGACAUUGUGGUCGUUAGAGAGGAACCAUUACCAGGAAAAGACCGUAUUGAGAUUGUAGGCUCAGUCGAUGCAGGUAUCACCGCAGCGAGGUGGUCACCUGAUGAGGAACUCCUGGCGAUCACAACGAAGGCUGACACCGUCGUCUUCAUGAGCCGCGGCUUUGAAGGUAUUAUGGAUGUGACAAUGACUGCAGAGGACCAAAAAGCUAGCAACCAUGUCAAUGUAGGCUGGGGAAAGAAGGAGACCCAAUUUAAGGGGCGAGGGGCGAAUGCUCUGCGAGAUCCGACAAUGCCAGAGAAGGUCGAUGAAGGCCUGUUGAGCCCGAACGACAAGAAAGAAGCGACGAUUAGUUGGAGAGGAGACGGUUCAUACGUUGCUAUCUCUACAGUCCAAGAAGGCUUACGGCGUCUCAUUCGAGUCUACUCAAGAGAGGGUGUGCUUGACAGUGUCAGUGAGCCUGUUGAUAACCUUGAAGGAGCCUUGAGUUGGAGACCUGCAGGGAAUCUGAUGGCUAGCGUUCAAAGGUUCAGUGACCGUAUCGACAUCGUUUUCUUUGAGCGAAAUGGUCUUCGUCACGGGCAGUUCAGCUUGAGACUGACUCCCGAAGAGAUGGGGACAUUCGGGAAGAACAUCUCCUUGGCGUGGAACAACGAUUCUUCUGUCCUUGCAGUUAUAUUUGAGGAUAGAGUGCAAUUUUGGACGAUGGGCAACUAUCACUGGUACCUAAAGCAGGAGAUUGCCACCAAGACAACGUUUGCAAACUCUUUAGCCUGGCACCAGGAGAAGGUUCUACGAAUGAUUGUCGCCAGCGCAGACGUUAUCAACAUUAUAGAGUAUAUUUUCACUGUUGCGAGGAGCUCUACGAUGCCGCCACAUGAUUAUGGCGCUGUUGCCAUUAUCGAUGGCAAGAAUAUCAAGCUCACGCCGCUCAGAUCUGCCAAUGUUCCUCCUCCAAUGGCUCACUACGAACUACUCAUAAAAGAGAACACAAUCGAUGUUGCCUUUAAUGCCGAGACUUCUCGCAUUGCUGUGUUGCACCAAAGUGGUAUCGAGGUUUAUGAUUGGGCGGUAUCAGGAACCACAUCGUCGGUUCCUACUCUCGGCGGCCGCUUCACCUUCGAGAAAGAUUCCGAAAGCAGUUAUUUCAAUGCCAGUUUCGAUGAGAAUGGAAAUGUUUUGGUUUUAAGACGCAAUCUUCAGGAUGGCACAUCAAGCAUUAGCUUCCAUGGCUUCGACAGCGAGUCUGGGCGUAUGAUUGAAACAAAGCCGCAAAGCCACGAACCAGCUAUCAGUCUUUCGAGCUUUGAGCAGGAUGGUAAGGAUCACGCGUUUAUCCAAGGCGCGGCUGGAGAUGUGCACAGCGUCGAUCCUGCUGAUGCGUCCCUCAACCACUGCAAGCUUCCCGCAUUUCUGCCCUGGGUUGAGAUUAUCCAGCAUGGGGAGGAUGUCAUUGCGUUUGGGCUAUCCCCUAAUGGUCAUCUCUAUGCCAACUCCAGAUGUCUCGCGAAGAACUGCACAUCUUUCCUUACGACCCCUCUACACCUGGUUUUUACUACUACAACUCACAUGCUUAAGUUUGUGCAUAUUACGGAUCUCCAAGAACUGGAGGUCCCAAAUGACGACCCGGAGAAGGAUGAGAGAUGCCGAGCUCUCGAGCGUGGGUCUCGACUUGUGACAGCUAUGCCAACAUCUCUCAGUUUGGUUUUGCAGAUGCCUCGUGGAAAUUUGGAGACUAUCUGGCCUCGGGCUAUGGUCCUCGCUGGAAUUCGGAAUCUAAUCGCCGAAAAGAACUACAAGAGAGCGUUUUCUCAUUGCAGGACACAAAGAGUCGACAUGAACCUGUUGUACGAUUACCAGCCGGAACAGUUCCUGGCCAAUGUCGGGCUGUUCGUUGGUCAGGUGAAGAAGAUUACCUACAUUGACCUUUUCUUAUCAUCGCUGAGGGAAGAAGACGUCACUCAGACAUUGUAUAAAGAUACACGGGUAUUAAAGCCUUCGGGCGCACUCCCCAUCGCCAAUGGCUUGCCUUUGGCACCGCCCACAUCGACUACUUCGAAAGUAAACCGCGUCUGCGACGCUAUGCUUUCUAUACUCUCACACCGCCAGUCAACCAACCUUAAGAAUAUUAUCACAGCGCACCUAUGCAAAUCGCCGCCUGCUCUAGACGACGGUCUGAAGGUUGUGGCCUUGUUAAUAUCUACCGAUCAAUCCAUGGCCGAUAAAGCAGUUGAGCAUAUUUGCUUCCUUGCCGACGUCAACAAGCUAUAUGAGCAUGCCCUUGGUCUUUAUAACCUGGACCUUGCAUUAUUAGUUGCUCAACAGUCUCAGAAAGAUCCCAGAGAAUACCUGCCAUUCCUCCAGAAGCUUCAGGAGAUGCCCGUUUUAAGGAGACAAUUCUCGAUUGAUGACCACCUCGGUCGACAUGCAAAGGCCCUCACAUCUCUUCGGGACUCGUCUCCAGUCGACGGAAGUGCCGAGAUCGAUGCCUACAUAGUGAAGCACGCCCUAUACAAACCGGCACUCACACUGUAUCGCUACGUCCCUGCAAGGCUUUCGGAAAUAACACAUCUCUAUGCUGUGCACUUGGAGGCAAAGUCUCAAUAUCAUGCUGCAGCCUUAGCAUACGAGUCUUUACGUCUAUAUGCGGAAGCGAGCCACUGCUACCACCUCGCAUCGCCAACAUACUGGCGCGAGGCCCUAUUCUGUCUUUCUCUGACAUCUCCCUUGCCAUCUGCGUUGUCAUCCCUCGCGGAGUCCCUGGCGGACUCUUUGGCUGAACUUAAGAGCUACUCCGACGCCGCCACUAUCCACGCGACGUAUCUGGGUUCGCCAACCGUGGCAGCCAAACUAUUCUGCAAGGGAAGCUACUUCGCCGCAGCCUUUGAACUCGCCACGUCUCCGAUCCGGCCAUGCCCAGAGCUCCUGGAAGCAAACGGCGUGAUAGAGACAGGCCUCACGGACGCUCUAGGUGUCACGACAGAAUUACUGGCUGAAUGCAAGGGCCAGCUGAAUGCUCAAGUGCCACGUAUCAGAGAGCUACGUGAGCGAGCGCUUGCGGACCCACUUGCAUUCUACGAAGGUGAGGCUUCAAAGGGCGAUGCCGACAUCCCUGACGACAUUUCUGUCGCAGCAUCGGGUGUGUCGACGUCCGCUUCUCUCUUCACGAGAUACACUGGCCGACAGUCUCUCGGAACAGCAGCCACCGGUGCAUCGAGGGUGACGUCUAAGAAUAGGCGCAGAGAGGAGCGCAAGCGCGCUCGUGGCAAGAAGGGGUCCGUUUACGAGGAAGAAUACCUCGUUGCUUCUGUUGGCCGCCUAAUUGAACGAGCUGAGUCUACUAGAGAAGAAAUUCAACGACUCGUUGAAGGUCUUGUGCGCAGGGGUAUGCGGGAAGGUGCUCUGGCUGUCGAGGCACUAGGCGCUGAAGUCGUGCAGAUGUGCAAGGAUGCCGUGAAAGAGGUAUAUGGCCAGGCAGACGAGGCAAGGGAGGUUGAAGAGGGAGAGGUGGAUGAGAAUGGGUAUAGGCCCAUUGGAGGCGAUGCCGUAUUGGCGGAGAGCAUGGAGGCCAGUCAGCGGGCAAAGGUGGCGCCAGUUAUUGGAGAAUUUAAGAAGCUAAGCUUGCUGGGUAUAUAGUGGGCAGCAUUGUGGAGUUUGGGGCUAAAAUAGAGGAAUUGCCUUUGGAUAAAUGAAUGGAACGAAUGACU